AUGGUUUGCGGAGGUUUCGCUUGUUCCCGACAUUCGCUUAUAAUACUGAAUGUCAUUUAUAUCAUUGUAUCCCUCAUCCUGAUCAGUGUGGCAGCAUAUGGCAGGGCGGUGGCCGUGGUUACCAGUUUAACAUUAGUGGGCAGUCUCAUUGCCUGUGGUGUGUUGCUGUUUCUGAUUGCACUAGUUGGUCUGGUUGGUGCAGCCAAACAUAAUCAAGUAUUACUCUUCUUUUAUAUGAUUAUCCUGUUCAUUCUAUUUUUGCUGCAAUUCUCCUUGGCUUGUGCAUGUCUGGCAGUUAAUGCAGAUCAGAAGGAUGCCCUGGUGGAGCAAGGUUGGCGGAUGUCUAGCAACAUGACCAGGUCAGAAGUGCAGGCUCAGUUUAACUGCUGUGGCUUCAAGCAGACCCAGUUUCCACAGAGUGAUCCAUUGGGUCACCCACCUUGUGAUGUUUCCUCUGACUGCUGUAAAGGUAAAACUGACCAGUGCUGCACUGGACAAUACACAAAUGGGACGUCCCCACCCUGCCCUUGCAAGUCUUGUUUUGAUGUUCUACAGCCUCUUAUCUACAAUGCAUUCUCUGUGACAGGAGGCUUAGGCUUGUUCUUCAGCUUUACUGAGAUUAUAGGUGUGUGGUUGACCAUUCGAUACCGCAACCAGAAAGACCCUACAUCUAAUCCUAGUGCUUACCUUUAA
Candidula unifasciata is the source of this 693-nucleotide messenger RNA. The record is from the annotation of a GenBank genome assembly. Lineage: Eukaryota; Metazoa; Mollusca; Gastropoda; Stylommatophora; Geomitridae.